Molecule: messenger RNA, 3390 nt
Organism: Adineta ricciae
Lineage: Eukaryota; Metazoa; Rotifera; Eurotatoria; Adinetida; Adinetidae
Source: the annotation of a GenBank genome assembly
AUGAAAGAUUUGAAAAAAACUUACAUAGUGAACGGAAAUUCGAUUCGAUUGGCAAAUGAUGGACGAACACGUGAAGACGUGGUCUCAGUCUAUGAACAUAAACAAAAUCGUUCACGUUUGUUUAUUCCGCCGUUGGCUUUAUUAAAUCUUAACAAUACGAAAAUCUUGUAUCGGCAAUUGGAUAAACAAGAUUUAUUACGUAUAUCAUUAAUUCUCUCUACAAAUGAACUACGUCAAACAAUUCUACAAUAUCUAUCGGACACACAUCUUCGAUGCAACCGUUCGCAAGAACUUUGCGAAGUUAAGAUGAUUCCCACGGAACUUUUUCGCAUUGUAUGGUCUCGUUCAAAUCCUUUUUCGUCUGAUUAUUCGCUCGAUUCAAGUUGGCAAUCAAAUACGGCCCUUUUGAACAAUGUCAACGUGUUCAUUGAAUGUUCGACAAAUAAAACAUGUUCUCAAUUAUUGAAUAAUAUCCUUCAAACGCCCGACAUAUUGAAUGGCUUAGAAUUUGAAUACAGUACACAGACUGACAAGCAAACACGCAAAACAGUAACCAUUACUGGGCAGCACGUAAUGAAAACGCAAAUAUAUUUGACAUUGAAACAAUUGUCGUCGUCAACUGCUAAUGACCAUGAACGUUAUUUACUGGCUGAUGAUGUAAAUCAAUUUGCAACAGAGAUAUUGACAACGAUGGAAUUAGAGGAGUUGACCGAUUCCGAUUAUAUCUCACAAAGUGACCAAAACGUAUUGAUACAAAUGUUAAAAUCCCGCCUCAAGCAAAAUCGUGUCACAUUAGAUGGUCAUAUGAAACAACAAUGGAAUUCAGUUUAUUGGAAUCAAGAUAGUAUACGUCCGAAUCGAAUUGUUCAGCUAUUAAAUGAUGAAUUGCAACAAUUGCAGAAGGCAUCGAAUCCUCAAAAUAAAGGCAAUCAAAUAGAUGAAGAAUAUCGUACACAUACAACGAGAAGUAAAAGUUUCCGUGUUAACGUUGGUAUCGGAAAGUUUUGUGCUGCUUUGUCAAUUAGCCCGACAAAGGCAGAUGCUGUGAUCAGUUCUGAUUCUCCUGCAGAUCAAGGCAAUCGUAGUGUGCGUAAUACAUUAGAAAAUUUACAUGUAACAAGUGACGAUAUGUCGAUUUAUAAUGAGAAUGCAUGGCGUCGUGCCGCAUGUGAAAGCGAACCAACAUCGCAGGAACAGACGGAAAUGAGUGAUGAGGCUCAAUCAUUCGAAGAACUAAGACAAAAGAAUUAUGAUUUUUAUGCCAACAAUCGACAGUUUAUCGAAUUCAAGGAUGACAAGUUUAUUGUUAAACCAAUCGAAGUUUACCGGUUAAAUCUAGCUAACUAUAAUGAACAUAGCAAGAUUGUACAUAAGAAUAUCAUUAUCACACGUAUUGAAUCAGUACAUACUGUCCCGGUUCGAAUUCUUUCAUCGCCAUCAUCUGGUGAACCGAUCAAUGCGUCAGUUGUUGAUCGACAUUCAAACGUACUUGUGUCAAAAUUAGAUGAACUCAGUCGGAAACUUGGCGCAAUCGAAAAUAACAUGAAGAAAUCACAAUCGAACACAGACAAACAGCUCAGAGAAUUAAAAUCAUCAUAUAGAUUACUGAGCAAAGUGUCACUUAUCGACAAUCAUACCAAUCUGCUAGAAUCAAGUCUACACACUCUACAAUCGUCGUUAGCAGCUGUUAAAAAUGAUAGCCUAAACGUAAAAGCCUACGUAGAGAAACUACACGAAAGACUUGAGUCGUUGGAAACACUGAAUGAUAGUAGCAGCGAGAACUUGCAGCCACAACCAACAAAUCAGUUCGAAGAAGUUUCAUCUUCUAUAAAAACUCUUGAAAAUAAUAUGGAAAAAUUGCAAUCAACCAUCGAGAAGCGAUUAGCUGAACUACAAGUAUCGGAGGCAAUUGCUAAGAAUACUGUCGACAAGUUAACUUUAUACACAAAUCUUUCAUCGCCAUUCGUUGGUGAAAUAAAACUGUAUUCUGGUCAAGCACAAUCUCUACCACCCAAUUGGGUAUUCUGUCAUGGUCAAGCUCUCUCGCGCAUGGAAUAUCGGCGUCUAUUUUUCGUUCUUGGUGAUUCAUUUGGAGCUGGAAAUGGUCACUCAACAUUUAAUUUACCUGAUUUACGCGAUCGAGUUGUGAUAGGACAAAAUCCAGGUGAAAAUGGCACAGUCGAUGCUUAUAAAACGGAUAGUACAAAUGAUCGUUCGAAAUAUACCCUAAUAACAACUGAGCUGCCAGACAGAACAAGCGACAGCAGAUUAUCUUUUUCACUUCCUCCGUAUCAGUCAUUACAUUAUAUCAUUUUUACUGGAGAUCAAUCUGUUAAUAUCACAAAUUCAAAUAAUGUAUCCAUCAUAACUCCUACUGCACACUCUGUAUGUCCCUUACAGUGUUUGAACGGCGGAAGUUGCCUGUCAGCAAACGUUUGUAUUUGUAUGCCACCAUGGGCUGGAUCUCAAUGUGAGCACAAAAAGAUGAAGUUCGUUAAAUGGGAACAAAACGCAACGACUGUUGCCGGAGGAAACACAGCUGGGGACAAAUUGAAUCAGCUGAAUUCUCCUAAAGGAAUCUUUAUCGAUCGAAAUAAGAAUAUUUUUAUUGCUGAUCAGGAAAAUCAUCGUAUUAUGAAAUGGAAAGUCAAUGAAAGUCAAGGAAUAGUUGCUGCAGGCGGAAAUGGGUGGGGAAAUAGGCCCGACCAAUUGAAUUUGCCAACAGAUGUAAUCGUCUACGAACAAAACCAUUCACUGAUCAUUGCGGAUGCAGGAAAUCGACGAGUAAUUCAAUGGUUUGAUCAACAGCACCAAGAAAUUCUUGUUCAGAAUAUCACUUGUGUCGGCCUGGCGAUAGAUAGAUACGGUUUUCUUUACGUUUCCGAUUAUGCGAAGCAUGAAGUGAGAAGAUGGAAAAUGAGUGAUGUGAAAGGAAGAGAUGAGACAGUAGUAGCUGGUGGAAACGGAGCGGGAGGUCAACUGAACCAGUUGAAUUCGCCUGGUUUCAUCUUUGUUGACGAUGAACAGUCGAUUUAUAUUUCGGAUUAUUCGAAUCAUCGCGUAGUGAAAUGGAGGAAAGAUGCGAAGGAAGGAAUUGUUGUUGUUGCUGGUGGCAAUGACCAUGAAAGUAUUCUUGGCCAAUUGUAUAAUCCCGGUGGACUGGUUGUUGAUGAUUAUGAUCACAUCUACGUGGCAGAUUAUUCCAACCAUCGGAUAAUGCGUUGGAUUGAAGGAAAGGCAGAAAGUGAAGUUGUCGUUGGAGGAAAUGGAGAAGGAGAAGAAUCAAAUCAAUUCGAUAUUCCCAUUGGUUUAUCGUUUGAUUUAGAAGGAAAUCUUUAUGUCAGCGACUUUUGGAAUCAUCGAAUUCAACGAUUUGAUUUAAUUUCAUAA